CGCGCAAUCUGGGCAAAACCUGACAGCUUUUGUACUUCUAGCCAACACAUCUACACUUUGCUUGAGUGGAAUAAUUCAAUUUCCCUGUUGCUAUUUGUUCUAAACCCGAGGCAGAAGUCAGUCGACAGUGGUUUCACCUGGAGAAACGCACGCUCCUUUCUUAUCAAAGAAUCGUGGAAAGAAUGGGCAGAACCAGAGAAGUGCAGUGUGAAGUCCUCAGACGGGCGGAAGAAGGCUGCAGCAGUGACAGCGAGGUUCCACACUUGUCAUCCGAUAACCAACUGUCAGGUGAGGUGGCGGCCGAUCUCUCCAAGGAUGGAGCCAUCCUGCCGCAGUGUUCACUCACUUUGUCGUCAGAGUCCACACAGUUUCAAAGCUCAGCAACCCCAGCCAGAAGGCCCGUCUCCUUGGAAGGGAGCCCGGUCCCCUCACCUGUGCUUGUCCCGGUCCUGGACAUGCCAAGUUCCACAUCCAGUCAGGCUGAACACACUUGCCAGGAUCCGGUGUGCGCUGCCUCCCAUCUGCAGCUCCUGGGAGAGUCCUUGUAUCUGAUUGGACAACAUCUUCUGCAGACAGAUAAGUCUGUGUGUCUCCACCGGAGCCUGUUCCUCCUCCUGGACUCCCUGAUGUGCUCCAUGGUGCCACUGAUCUGUCUCACCUCUCAGGUCCCGGAGUUGAGGAGCAGCGCGGAACACACACUGGCUUCUUCUCUGGAGAACAUUGCUUACCUGAUGCCAGGACUGUGAGCAACCCAUCCUCAAGCGCCACACAAGUCACUUCUAUCACCUUAGAUUUUUGUUUUAUUGGCGCCGUUUUGUGGCCUAUAUUUGUUGAGCAAUUAAAUAUGUG
This is a messenger RNA of Synchiropus splendidus (mandarinfish), 849 nucleotides long. Its product is annotated as HMG box-containing protein 4-like. The record is from RefSeq and is a predicted model, not a curated record. The transcript has 8 exons. Bases 183 to 746 code for a protein of 187 amino acids. NCBI's taxonomy places the organism in Eukaryota, Metazoa, Chordata, Actinopteri, Syngnathiformes, Callionymidae.